CUAUCAACUCAAUCUACAUGAUGGCCCUCACUCACUCCUCCUUUUCUUCGGGCGCUCCUCCUCACUAUCAUCUACGACCAUCUCACCAGACUGGUAGUGCAGGGCCUCCAUCUCCCGCCUGUAAUCGAUGGCCAUCUGCUUGGCCUCUUCGUCGCCGUACUUCAAGGACUUGCUCUUCUGUUCGCCGCCCUGGUACCAUCUGGCCAGCCAUCUGUGCUUGCUCUUGUCGUAGCUGACGCCCCUGACACCGCUCUGUCGCCCUGCCGGCGCUCGCACAGACGCCCGCCCGGUGCGCUCCAUCUCGGCACGGUGCUGCUCAGCCAACACCUGACAUGCACACAGAUACAUACAGGUGCAUCAUGAGGCUGACAAGAAAGAGCCUGAACUUCAGCCGAUUACGUGGUUACCUUGGCCUCGUCCCCGUGCUCCUUGACAAGGAAGUACUUGUGCUUCAGCUUGCCGUCAGCCUCCAUCAUGGGUUCGUUUGGCCUGAAGUCCGAUGAAGCUGGGUUUGAGUCCUAUGCAGGCGCAGGUUCAGUGAAAUGAGGUCAGAGGGACACGAGCAGCUGAGGGAAAUGAUCUGAAAUGGACAAACACGGCUGCGGUGAGUCUCUGUACAUGUGCGCAACGCAGCACCGCAACAGCCAGACAUACGCACCCCACACACAUGGAUGGAUGGAUGGAUGGACCUGUUGUGGGUGUGAUUCAUCACUCUCCCUGAGGCCGUCCUCGUCCUCUACGUCCACCAUCAAUCCAAUGAAAAUUUUCGUUCAUCAUCCAAUGAAAUUUUGCGUUCAUCAACACCCCAGCAUGCGAAAAAAACCCGUCGGGGAACAUUGGGAUUUAUAUCUCUGGAGUGGCUGCCCAGGCCUCCGGACGGGGGUCUGCUGAGUGCCUGUUGUCCGAAAUUGUAUCACUCACGCUCCUUCUGUCACUAGCAUCGCUUU
Vitrella brassicaformis is the source of this 947-nucleotide messenger RNA. The record is from the annotation of a GenBank genome assembly. Lineage: Eukaryota; Vitrellaceae.